Molecule: messenger RNA, 1299 nt
Organism: Brugia pahangi
Lineage: Eukaryota; Metazoa; Nematoda; Chromadorea; Rhabditida; Onchocercidae
Source: the annotation of a GenBank genome assembly
AUGACCAACAAAACCGAGUCACAGAGUGAUCAGUCCUGGAAGGAGAAUCUUAACCUACCAGCCAAAGAUUUACGUUUCAAGACAACGGAUGUGACGGAUACAAAAGGUAUUGAAUUUGAGGAUUUUUGCUUGAAGCGACCAUUGUUGAUGGGAAUUUUUGAGAAAGGUUGGGAAAAGCCAAGUCCAAUACAGGAAGCAUCCAUUUCAAUUGCAUUAUCAGGUCAGGAUAUAUUGGCACGUGCAAAGAACGGUACAGGUAAAACAGGUGCCUAUUGUAUCCCUUGCAUUGACAAAAUCGAUGUUGAAAAAAAAUACCCACAAUCAUUGAUCAUUGUGCCGACCAGGGAGCUAGCAUUCCAAACCUCUAAUAUUUGUGUCGACUUGAGCAAACACUUGAAUCUAAAGGUAAUGGUUACUACGGGAGGCACGGAACUUCGUAACGAUAUCAUGCGUCUGAAUGGUACCGUUCACAUCAUUGUAGCAACUCCUGGCCGUAUUCUUGAUCUUAUGGAUAAGAAUGUUGCUGAUAUGUCGCAUUGCACAACACUAGUAUUGGAUGAAGCUGAUAAACUUCUUUCUCAGGAUUUCCAAGGCAUUUUAGAUCGUGUCAUCAAAUUUCUACCACCUGAUCGUCAGAUUAUGCUUUAUUCGGCAACAUUCCCUCUGACAGUGGCAACAUUCAUGCAGAAGCACAUGAGGAAUCCGUAUGAAAUUAAUCUGAUGGAAGAACUGACACUGGUUGGUGUUACGCAGUAUUACGCUUACGUGCAAGAGAAGCAGAAAGUUCACUGUUUGAACACGUUGUUUCGUAAGCUUCAAAUCAACCAGUCCAUAAUUUUUUGUAAUUCAACACAACGUGUGGAGCUUUUGGCAAAGAAAAUCACAGAAAUAGGCUAUUCCUGCUAUUACAUUCAUUCACGCAUGGCACAGGGUCAUCGUAAUCGGGUUUUUCAUGAUUUUCGUAAAGGAGCUUGUCGUAAUUUGGUCUGUUCUGAUUUGCUUACUAGAGGUAUCGAUAUUCAAGCAGUGAAUGUUGUCAUCAAUUUUGAUUUUCCCCGCAACGCCGAAACAUAUUUACAUCGUAUUGGCCGUUCGGGUCGUUUCGGACAUCUUGGUAUUGCGAUCAAUCUUAUCACUUAUGAGGAUCGCUUCACUCUUCGACGUAUUGAAGCUGAGUUGAGGACUCGCAUUGCUCCAAUUCCAAAGUCGGUGGAUCCGAAACUUUAUGUUGCUGAGUAUCAAAUCGUUGAUGAAAAUGGUAGCGAAAUGGUUGGAUCUUCCAAGGAGACGGCUGCUUAA